Panonychus citri (citrus red mite) is the source of this 1186-nucleotide messenger RNA. RefSeq lists its product as uncharacterized. The transcript has 2 exons. NCBI's taxonomy places the organism in Eukaryota, Metazoa, Arthropoda, Arachnida, Trombidiformes, Tetranychidae. The coding region runs from base 107 to 865 and encodes 252 amino acids. The record is from RefSeq and is a predicted model, not a curated record.
UCAAACAACAAACAUCAAAUUAAAAACAAUCAACUAAGUUCUUUUGUUUCAAACUAAAAAGUGGUUUUGUGUUUAGAUUUCAAUCGACCAAAUCAAAUUCAUCAAAAUGAACAAACAAGUGUUAUUCUUCAUUUUCGUUUCUUCUCUUGUUCUCUGUGUUUCGUUGGUUCGGGCUGAAGAAGAAGAAGAGUUUGAAGAUUCUUUCGACGGUCAACAAGAAGAGGCUAUUUUAGAAAGAGAAAGACGAGAUAUCUCAGCCGAUUUAGAAGGAGCCGAAUCAGCGGUUGCUGGUGGUGGAGGUGCUGGUCUUGCCGCUUUCAAGAAAGGUGCUGCUGGUGGCGGAGCUGCUGGAUAUCAAGCUGGUGGAGCAGGAAAAGCUGGUUAUGCUGCUGGAGCCAAGGGUGCUAAAGGUGGUGCUGCUUAUGGAGCCGCUGGAGCCGCGGGUGGUUCGAAGGGAGCUGCUGCCAAGGGUGGAUUCGCUUCUGGAGCUUUUGGUAAAAAGUAUGGAAAGAAAGGAGGAUUCGCUAAAGCCGGUGGUGCUGGAUACAAUAAGAAAUAUGGGCUUGUUAAGAAAUUCGGAAUGAGCCAAGGAUUCAAAUUCGGUAAAGCCGCUGGUUAUGGUGCUGCUGGAGGUGCUGUCGGAGGCAAAGCUGCCAGAGGAGGUUACACAGGCGCUUCAGGAGCAGCUGGGUACAAGGGAGGAAAAGUUGGUGGUGGUAAAGGCUUCGCCGCUGGAAUUGCAAGCUCUACUGGAGCCAAGGCUGGAGCUGGAGGAGCCAGUGGAUUUAAGAAAGCCGCUGGUGUUGCAGGAGCGGCUGGAGUUAAAGGAAUCGGUGGAGGAGUGGGUUAUGGAUUCGGUAGAUAAAUCUUUUCACUAUCUUUUUAUGAUCUUAUUAGUGUGAAAAUUUUCACUACGUUAAUUGUUUAAGUAUCUAUUUUCUAAAUAAUUUAUUCACUUGAUUACUUAAAAACGAAAUCUUUUUGUCCAAAACUAAAUGCCUUUGUAAUCAUCAGCUGUCAUAUUCACAACUGGAAUUUAAUCAAAUGUCUCUGUCUUUACUGCAACUAUUUUCAUGAUCAAUUUACUUGUAACCUCCCUCAGUACUCAAUAUUCAUCAUGCUCUUUUCAGGCAUCGAUCGUUGUUAUUAUACAAAUUUAAACAAACCAAAACAAUUCACAAACUAA